This is a messenger RNA of Quercus lobata, 1137 nucleotides long. It is a transcript of the gene RABA3, whose product is annotated as RAB GTPase homolog A3. The coding region runs from base 213 to 920 and encodes 235 amino acids. The record is from RefSeq and is a predicted model, not a curated record. Gene Ontology annotation, molecular function: GTP binding; GTPase activity. The transcript has 2 exons. NCBI's taxonomy places the organism in Eukaryota, Viridiplantae, Streptophyta, Magnoliopsida, Fagales, Fagaceae.
ACAUUGAGACCUCACUCUGUCACUCUCAUCACAGCUUUUUCUUCUUUUCUCUUACUUACUCCCACUUACCUAAAGACUUUAGACCAAGGCCAAAGUUUUGAGCUUUACUUUGUAUUAACAUUUAGUGAGUGUCAUACUGUCAUAUAGUAUAUAUACUCAGCUCCCAGCUAGCUAGCUACCUCUUUGUGUGGGCUUUUUGUGUAGUGAAAAAAAUGAAUCAAGAAAUGAAUGGGGUUGACACUGAUAGUUACCAAGAGAAUGGGUAUGAGAAAAUUGAUUAUGUGUUCAAGGUGGUGGUGAUCGGAGACUCGGCUGUGGGAAAGAGUCAGCUCUUGUCCAGGUUUACUAAGAAUGAGUUCUGCUUUGACUCCAAGUCCACCAUUGGGGUUGAGUUCCAGACCAGGACUGUUACCAUUAAAGGCAAAGUCAUCAAGGCCCAGAUCUGGGACACUGCUGGCCAAGAAAGGUACCGGGCUGUGACAAGUGCAUACUACAGGGGUGCACUAGGGGCCAUGCUGGUCUACGAUAUCACCAAGAGACCCAGCUUUGAUCAUGUGGCAAGAUGGGUUGAGGAACUCAGGGCCCAUGCUGAUAAUUCAAUUGUGAUCACCCUGAUUGGGAACAAAGCUGAUCUUGUAGACCUGAGGGCUGUGCCCACUGAAGAUGCUAUUGAGUUUGCAGAGGAGCAAGGCCUUUUUUUCUCAGAGACAUCAGCUCUCAGUGGUGACAAUGUGGACACUGCAUUUUUUAGGCUGCUAGAGGAAAUUCAUGGUGUGAUUUCUAAGAAGAAUUUGGAAUGUGUCAAUGGAAAAUCCAAUGGUGGUGAUGUCCAGGCACUCAAAGGGUCCAAGAUUGAUGUUAUUUCUGGGGCUGAGUUGGAAAUUAGUGAGAUGAAGAAAUUAUCUGCAUGUUCUUGUUAAAUCCUUCUAUUGAGAAGGAAAUCUCUUCUGUGGUGGCUAGCUAUCUUUUAGGGGAGUAAUAUGGUGGGAGAUGCGUAAUUUUUUUUUUUUUUUUAAUUUUUUUUAUAUGUGUUAUAUUGGUAGGUCUUAACUCUAUGAAUGUCAGCUGACUUAGCUGACAGUUUUUUUGUCCUUGAAAAAUGAGAGACUAUAAUCAAAUCCGAUCUACCCAAAAAAA